Peromyscus californicus insignis is the source of this 1487-nucleotide messenger RNA. It is a transcript of the gene Cyria, whose product is annotated as CYFIP related Rac1 interactor A. The record is from RefSeq and is a predicted model, not a curated record. The coding region runs from base 325 to 1296 and encodes 323 amino acids. Gene Ontology annotation, biological process: regulation of actin filament polymerization. The transcript is spliced from 12 exons. NCBI's taxonomy places the organism in Eukaryota, Metazoa, Chordata, Mammalia, Rodentia, Cricetidae. Gene Ontology annotation, molecular function: small GTPase binding.
GGCUGCCGCGGGAGAGGCUCGCACAGCGGCGGAGCGGGCGGCCGAGCGCGAGCAAGGCGGCGGCGGGGACAGCGGCGACAGCAGCGGCGGCGGCGGCGGCGGCGGCGGCGACUCCGGCUACCCCUCCUAGAGCGACAGAGACAGACGCUCAGGGACCAACAGUGUUGACUCGGGGAGCUCCUUCCUGUGGCCUCCUAGCUGCCCCACUGCCUUCUCCCUUCAGCCUGGAUUGGUGACACACGGCCGCUGGAGAUAUUUCCAGGUAAUGAACUGCCGAGUUGGAGGACGGCAGAGAUCGGGUAACUGGCACUUUGGUUUGCUGGCAUGGGAAACUUGCUCAAAGUCCUGACCCGGGAAAUUGAGAAUUAUCCGCACUUUUUCCUGGAUUUUGAAAAUGCCCAGCCUACAGAAGGAGAGCGAGAGAUAUGGAACCAGAUCAGUGCUGUCCUCCAAGAUUCCGAAAGCAUUCUCACAGACCUACAGGCUUACAAAGGCGCAGGACCAGAGAUCCGAGAUGCCAUUCAAAACCCCAAUGACAUUCAGCUUCAAGAAAAGGCUUGGAAUGCGGUCUGCCCCCUGGUCGUGAGGCUGAAGCGGUUUUAUGAAUUUUCCAUCCGGCUUGAAAAAGCUCUUCAGAGUUUACUGGAAUCUCUGACAUGUCCUCCCUACACACCAACCCAACACCUGGAGCGGGAGCAGGCCCUGGCCAAGGAAUUUGCAGAAAUCUUACAUUUUACCCUUCGAUUUGAUGAGCUGAAGAUGAGGAACCCAGCUAUUCAGAAUGACUUCAGUUACUAUAGAAGAACAAUAAGUCGCAACCGUAUCAACAACAUGCAUCUAGACAUUGAGAAUGAAGUGAAUAACGAGAUGGCCAAUCGGAUGUCCCUCUUCUAUGCAGAAGCUACGCCGAUGCUGAAGACGCUUAGCAAUGCCACGAUGCACUUUGUCUCAGAGAAUAAAACCCUGCCCAUAGAGAAUACCACAGACUGCCUCAGUACGAUGACCAGCGUCUGCAAGGUCAUGCUGGAGACACCGGAAUACAGGAGCAGGUUUACAAGUGAGGAGACACUCAUGUUCUGCAUGAGGGUGAUGGUGGGGGUCAUCAUCCUCUAUGACCACGUGCAUCCCGUGGGAGCUUUCUGCAAGACAUCCAAGAUUGAUAUGAAAGGCUGCAUAAAGGUGUUGAAGGAACAGGCCCCGGACAGUGUGGAAGGGCUGCUGAACGCUCUCAGGUUCACUACAAAGCACUUGAAUGAUGAAUCGACUUCCAAACAGAUUCGAGCAAUGCUUCAGUAGAGCCCUGCUCCCAGAAGAGGAUCUGUGUGCUGACCUCAGAAGAUGUAUAUGUUUACAUAAUUUAAUACAGAUUGAUGUUAAUACUUAUGUAUUUACAUAACCAUUUCCUUCUUGUCACUGAAAUAUAUGGACCUUAAUUUGUAUCCUGACUGACUCAACCCAGCAGAGCAUAAAUUGUCUUGAGAGCCUUA